AUGGUCAAGAUCACUGGUUUCAGCACACGCGAUGUGCGGUUCCCUACCUCCCUCGACAAGACUGGCUCAGACGCCAUGAACGCAGCAGGCGACUACUCUUCCGCAUACUGCAUCAUCACCACAGACUCGGAAUACACCGGACAUGGCAUGACCUUCACAAUCGGCCGCGGCAACGAGAUCGUCUGCGCAGCCAUCUCUCUCCUCGCCCCAAUGGUCGUCGGCAAAGACCUGGACGAGCUAACCGCCGACUGGGGCAAGACCUGGCGGUACCUCGUCUCCGACAGCCAGCUGCGCUGGAUCGGCCCGGAGAAGGGCGUAAUGCACCUCGCGCUGGGCGCCGUCGUCAACGCCCUCUGGGAUCUGUGGGCCAAGAUCCUCGGUAAGCCCGUCUGGCGCAUCGUCGCUGAUAUGACGCCCGAGGAAUUCGUGCGCUGCAUCGACUUCCGCUAUAUCACUGAUGCUAUUACGCCUGAGGAGGCGAUCCGUCUCCUGCAGGAGGUCGAGCCUGGUAAGCAGGAGCGCAUUAAGGAGGCUGAGGCUAGUAAGGCUGUGCCUGCUUAUACUACCAGUGCUGGGUGGCUGGGGUAUAGCCAGGAUAAGUUGAAGCUUUUGUUGAAGGAGAGUGUUGCGCAGGGAUAUAAGCAUUUCAAGCUUAAGGUUGGUGGUGAUUUGGAGGAUGAUAAGGCACGUUUGAGGAUUGCUCGCGAGGCCAUUGGGUAUGAUCAGGGGAACAUUCUGAUGGUUGAUGCCAACCAGGUCUGGUCCGUCCCAGAGGCUAUCACCUGGAUGCAGGAACUCGCCGAGUUCAAGCCCUGGUUCAUUGAGGAGCCCACCUCACCCGAUGAUAUCCUCGGCCACGCGGCCAUCCGCAAGGCGCUGGAGAACACGCCACACGGCACUGUCGGCGUCGCCACAGGCGAAAUGUGCCAGAACCGCGUUAUCUUCAAGCAGCUUCUGCAAGCGGGUGCCUUGACGGUUCUGCAGCCUGAUGCGUGCCGUGUUGGCGGUGUGAACGAGGUUCUUGCGAUCUUGCUUCUGGCUCGCAAGUUCGGCGUCCCUAUCGUACCUCACUCUGGUGGUGUUGGUCUGCCCGAGUACACACAGCACUUGAGCACGAUCGACUAUGUCGUCGUUACUGGCAAGAAGAGUGUGCUUGAGUACGUGGACCAUCUGCAUGAGCACUUCGUGCACCCGUCUAGUGUUCAGGAUGGGUACUAUGUGACACCUUUGGAGCCAGGAUAUAGUGUUGAGAUGAAGGCGGAUAGUAUGGAUGCAUUUGAGUUCCCUGGCAAGGAGGGUAAGAGUUGGUGGAGAUCUGAGGAGGCGAAGAGUAUCAUUGAUGGGCCUCGGGUUGUAUAG
Penicillium soppii is the source of this 1359-nucleotide messenger RNA. Its product is annotated as L-fuconate dehydratase. Lineage: Eukaryota; Fungi; Ascomycota; Eurotiomycetes; Eurotiales; Aspergillaceae. The record is from RefSeq and is a predicted model, not a curated record. Gene Ontology annotation, biological process: amino acid catabolic process; carbohydrate catabolic process. Bases 1 to 1359 code for a protein of 452 amino acids. The transcript has 4 exons. Gene Ontology annotation, molecular function: L-fuconate dehydratase activity; magnesium ion binding.